GUUUGUUUUCAUUUUGUCGUGGUGGUUUUAUACUAUUUUCCCUGAAUCAACCGCUAAUGCACAGAUACAUACUGCGGAGAGAUUAGAGUGACAAAAGUCAAGAGCACAGCAGAGAGACUGGGUAUUAAUUUUGUACGAAUCUUCUCUCCUGUUUCGAUAUCACUGAAGGCAAUAGUAUGACAGAAAACUCAAAUUUCGGGCAACGAUCGGGCUCGAUUGAGGCUAAUGAGACUGAUGAGUCUUUCGUUAGGAUAGAACCGGUCUCCUCCACCAAUCUAGUGAGCAUGCGAGCGUCGAAAAAUCAAGCAAAUAGAACAUCGUUUUCUCUACAUCCGACGCGUUCAUCACCGACUUUCGAUGAGCACACUCGACUCUUUCACAAUCGUUCUUCGAGGAAGAAGCGUUUGGUCGGUAAAAAUGGAUCUCUCAAAGUGUCGGCCAGAAAUGUACCGCGUAAAACCAAGCUGUACUUCGCCGACUUGUUCACCACAGUGAUCGAUCUUCACUGGCCAUGGGUGAUUUUGAUAUUCUGCGGGUCUUAUGUGCUGUCAUGGCUGUUGUUCGCCCUGCUUUGGUGGCUGAUUGUCGCAAUAAGGGGACCCUCAGUUUGUGUCACGGAGGUUUAUGAUUGGCCUUCUGCCUUCCUGUUUUCUAUUGAAACUGAGCAAACCAUUGGCUAUGGAACCAGAGCAAUCACAACAAAGUGUCCAGAGGCUGCCAUCAUGUUACAGAUACAAUCUCUGAUUGGUUUGCUUUUGGAUGCUUUUUUGCUUGGUUUGACAUUUGCAAAACUAUCCCAGCCUCGUGAACGUAUGAAGACUGUGAUGUUUUCAGAGAAUGCAGUGAUUGCGCCAAGGGAUGGGAAACUGUGUUUGAUGUUCAGGGUUGGAGAUAUUCGCAAAAGCCAAAUUGUUGAUGCUUCUAUAAGAAUGCAGUUAUUUCGGAAGAGGACAACCUCAGAAGGAAAAGAAAUCCCAUUUUAUCAGGAGGAUCUCAGAGUGUGUUAUGACUGGCAAAACCCUCAGAAUGACUUCAGGAAUGAGUUAUUUCUUUUGCUUCCAAUGGUAAUAUUUCAUGUCAUUGAUGAAAAAAGCCCUUUUUUUCUGAUCACGCCUGAUCAGCUUAAGGAAUCAGAUUAUGAAAUUGUUGUCAUUUUGGAUGGAAUAGUUGAACAUACAGGAAUGAAUACUCAGCCCAAGACUUCUUACACCAGUGAUGAGAUCUUGUGGGGCUAUGACUUUCUGAAUGUCAUCAAUCGAAACUUUCUGGAGAAUGGCAAAUACUUUGUAGAUUUUUCCAAGUUUAAUGAGAUCUGCAAUGUUGAAAUACCAUUGUGCUCUCCCAAAGAAUUUUAUGAAAUGCAACAUUAAAUUUGUGCUUCUCAUUAGGAUGAUGCAGAAAUCAUUUGGUUUUACGUCGUAAUCCAAGCUGAGGAAAAUUUAACCAAAAUUGUUUUACCUGAGGAUGUUGCUGCUGUAUGUCACACAGAUCCAAAGAUACAUUGGUAAAAAAAUGCAGUGUAUGAUGCAUGGAGUUUCAUGAAAGCAAUUUACCUUGUCAGCAAAGAGAGGGUUGAUACUUAAUACAGAGCAGCCACUAUUAACACCUUAUGUAGAUUAUAUAGCUGAUGAGAUGAUGCAGAAAAUAUUUAUCCAUCAAACCAUAGUGAAUUAGUAAUACAGCUUUAUUUAUUGUCUUAUAUAAUGCCCAAGAAAAAUUUCUACAAGUGGGAUUUUAUCGCUAAUCUACAUUGCCCUUCUCUAUGAUUGUGAAUGAUAAUUUAGAGCAGUUUUCAAGUGAGGGUCAAAAAACUAAAACUUACAUUAUCACAAUGGCCAGGCAGAGAAAAGAUUGACAUCAUCACUGGCGAUGAGAACUGAAAGUAAAGACUGGCAAACUGCUUGAAAUGUAGAAACAAUAGAAACCAAGCUGCACUUAGGUUUAGUUUUACAUCUGAUUUGAUGGUGGGUCAAGGUGGUUGCAAAGUUAAUCAAGAGAAAACUAAUAUACAAAAAUGUUAUAUUCAGUGACUAUCCUUGCCCAAAAAAAUCUAAAGGUGGGAAUUAUUUCAUAAUUAUGAAGUAGAAUUAUUACUUAAAAUGUCUUUUAAAAAAAUUCCUGAAACUUGAGCAUUCUCUUCCCAUUUGGUCUAAUGUCUAAGUAAUGAGCAGUAAAGCCUGCUAGAUUCAAGCAAGGGAGCAAAACAAGUGUACCAGAGGUGUGUCGUGGGAUAAGCCAGAGCCCUUGUGACCUCCACUGCUUGUCACCCUGAAACACACUCUCCUCGCUGCUUGUGUUGCGGUGCUAACAAGGGCGUGCUCACAGGUUAUGUAAAUGUAAGAGAAAUAUCUAAGAAAAUGAAGCCUCCUACUGAAGAAUGUAAAGGUGUUCCUGAAGCAUGGUAGAUCAGAGGAUUUACUGGCUACUACACAGAAUUCUCAGGCUAAAUUCAGUCUAUUCGCUCCGACGAAGGGCUAACACUCGAAACGUCAGCUUUUGUAAUCAUUACGGUGGCCAAUUUAA
Messenger RNA from Stylophora pistillata, 2523 nucleotides. RefSeq names its product G protein-activated inward rectifier potassium channel 4. Gene Ontology annotation, molecular function: inward rectifier potassium channel activity. Gene Ontology annotation, biological process: regulation of monoatomic ion transmembrane transport; potassium ion import across plasma membrane. Gene Ontology annotation, cellular component: plasma membrane. The record is from RefSeq and is a predicted model, not a curated record. Lineage: Eukaryota; Metazoa; Cnidaria; Anthozoa; Scleractinia; Pocilloporidae.